CUCUAGUAUCCAAAUUUGUUGUGGAAGAUAAAUUAUAGAGAGUUACGAGAAUGGACCACGCUAUAACGCCGGAACCGCACUUGGUACCAGGUUACACGGGUCACUGCGCCCAGAAUCGCGACCGAGUGGGCCGAACUUAUGGCCGUCAGACGCACAAGCUGUUAAUAGACCCCUGUAUUUACCACGCACCCGAACUGAUAGUGGCUCCCAUACAUGCCAAGCGCGGCCUCAAGGACUAUCCCACAGAGCAGGAGCUGAAGAUUCUGCGCACUCGCGAGGGUUUGGUGGACUCCGUUUACCGGCAUCCCAUAUUACCAGGCUACGCCGGCUUUGUCCCGAACAAAGUGAGUCAGAUUGGCAAGCGAUAUGUUGCUGCCGCAUCCGCUGGAGUAGCUCGGCAUGAGACGCUUAUGGAGUUGUAUCGGUGCGAGAACCGGACGCUCAGGCAUCGUGAUCUGCUGGAGAGUGGGAACGGUCUCUUCGACCGCAAGAUCAACGAAAGACUGCUGCCACAGACCUACUACCGAUCGCCCCUGAUCCCGGUGACCGGAGUGUCCAAGGGCAUUAAGGAUGAGUCGUGUCCGCCGAAAACGGAGAAACUCUGCUAUAGCAAGUUCACAUCGCCACACUUCCUGGAGGAUGAAGAUGCCGACAAGUUCAUAAUCAAUGGUUACUCCGGCCACAUUCCCAUGUCAGUGACCCGAUUCGGGGAGUCCAACAAGGUGCUGACCAACCGAGCACUGUGCAGCUUCUCGGACUAUAUGUACAAGCGGAAGCGGGACACGUGGUGUUGUGGCCAGGAUCUCAGCCGGCCGGCCAUCACCUGCCCGCCCGUGGGACACUUCGUCGUCUACCACGAGGACAGCGGAAUGGUGCCCAACUAUGCGGGUCACGUUCCCGGAGAGACGUACAAGUUCGGACGCACCUACGCCAAGACCACCUACGAUGCGAAGCGCUGGCUGGAGGUGCACAAGAAUCUUACCGUGCUGCCCGAGGUGGCCAAUCUGGAUUACGCCUAUUGAGGAGAUCCACCUGCGGGUAUUUUUCCUCUGGGCAUGUUCGAAUUGUAACGCUUUUUUCAAAGCCUUGCCACCCCACAUCGCAAGUGCAGCAUUUAUUGUCCUUGUCUCAUCUGGUCCCACUGGCGAUUGUUGUGUUGUAUCGAUACAACAACAACAUCUCCAGCUUUCUAUCUACGUCGUUCGUUGCAGCAAAUAAAUAAGUUUUAAUUGA
This is a messenger RNA of Drosophila sechellia, 1233 nucleotides long. Its product is annotated as UPF0605 protein CG18335. Bases 51 to 1022 code for a protein of 323 amino acids. The transcript has 2 exons. The record is from RefSeq and is a predicted model, not a curated record. NCBI's taxonomy places the organism in Eukaryota, Metazoa, Arthropoda, Insecta, Diptera, Drosophilidae.